Molecule: messenger RNA, 1257 nt
Organism: Nematocida parisii ERTm1
Lineage: Eukaryota; Fungi; Microsporidia
Exons: 1
Coding region: 1-1257 (418 amino acids)
Source: RefSeq, a predicted model, not a curated record
AUGCGAAUCUGUGAACGACUCUGUGUAACAAUCCCUCUUUACAACCAGCACAUACUCCAUAUUGCAUCGCAUUCUACAGGAACUAUUACUAUAACAAAUGACUUUAUCAUUAUAAAAGAGAAUAGCCGGUAUCUAGCCUUUCCUCUCUGCAUGAUCAGAAAAGUAGAAAUAAUCAAAGGGUGGAGCGUUCUUCUGCGCAUUAGAGAUGCAAAUUAUAGAGAGUUUAAACUGUAUCUAGAAAGAAAUGACGAUCUUUCCAUAGAAGGCAUACUUUUAAAUAUUGCCAGAGAAGACCCAAAGUUCAAAACAACCUAUUUUGAAGUUCUACUAGAUCUAUUGAAAAACAGCAAGUGCAUGAAUUAUAACUUAAACAAUGGGCAUGGAGACUGGUCUAUGGGAAGAUCGUCAGAGUACAGAAUAUACCUAUGCAUGAAAACAGCGGAGGGCGUGAGCCUACAGGUAAAUAAGAAUGACAGGCCAUUUAUUUGGCUUGGAUGCUUCUGUAUAUGCGGCAUGGUGAGCGCACCAGAUCUCUACCACGCAUCAGUUGAAAAAUCUAAAAAAACCUACUUUACUUCAUAUGAACAGAUAGAGAAAGACAUCCGUCGCUCUAUUUAUGAGAGUGUACCUGAUACAGUGUAUGCUGGGCUAAAAAAGGUUAUGCAAGCAUUUACUGCUUAUAAUAAUAAUGAAUACUUACAGGCGCAUUCUAUGAUUGGAGGAGUUCUUUAUAGGAUACUUGGCGAGUCUGGGUGCUUCUAUGCACUCGUCCAUAUAUUUACCAGAAUACUUCCUGAUUAUAUAGGUGCUGAAAUAUAUGGAAUGCACAGAGACCUGUUUGUGUUCAUUGAGUUUACAAAAGAGAAGUACCCAGGCCUGCACCAUAACUUAAUAGAAAAAGAAAUUGAACUGGAAAUACUUGUCACCCCAUGGAUACUUAGCUUAUUCAGCACGAUUUUUCAGAAAAAACACAUUGAAGUAAUAUUUGACUACAUCGCGUAUUAUGGGCCUAGCUUUGUUUUCAAACUCUCCCUAGCUCUUUUGGAGAGAAUGUACUUAGGCAUAUCCAGAUCAAAAAAGACAGGAUCCAUACUAAAAAUAUCUGCACAGUAUUUCUUUAAUAACACAAGCACUCCCUCUCUAAGUGACAGUGAAUUCUCUCUUCUCAUUAACUUAGCACAGACAGACAGUGUAGUUACUCCAGAGCGCGUUCACUAUAAAAGACAACAGUAUGAACUUGCGCACAGAAAAGUAUAA